AUGUUCCUCCUGCUGCUUCUGCUGCUCCCCAAUAUAGUGUCCCAAGGACAAAGUGCUAAAUGCACAACAAAUAAUCCUGUUCAUGUUCCACACGAGUGGUAUGAGCCAGGUGACCUGGUCAUUGGUGCAAUGGCAUCCCAUAUCUGUUAUAUCGUCCCCAAUUUAUCCUUCAAUAUACACCCUUCCCAAGCCUUCAUUUAUAAGCCAAUAGUGAUGACAAAGUUUUACCAGCACAUCCUUGCUUUGGUCUUUGCUGUUGAUGAGAUCAACGAGAAUCCCAGGAUGUUGCCCAAUGUCUCACUGGGAUUCCAUAUCUAUGACAAUUAUUAUGAUUCAAAGAUGAGCUACCGAACCACCCUGGACCUGAUCUUUAAAUCACGUCACUUUAUUCCCAACUACAGGUGUGGCGUCCACAAAAAUGUAAUAGGAGUCAUUGGGGGACUUAGCUCUGAUACCUCCUGCUGCAUGGCAAACGUCUUGGGUCUUUUCAAGAUUCCACAGAUUUCAUAUGGUUCAUUAGAACAAGGCAUAAAUGAUCAAACCAAGAUCCCUUCUUUCUACUGCAUGGUCCCCAAUGAAGACCUUCAGUAUCAGGGAAUAAUCCAGUUACUUCUGCAUUUUGGAUGGAAAUGGGUUGGGCUCAUGACUACAGCUGAUGAAGCUGGAGAACAUUUCUUGCAGACAAUUGAACCCAUGUUUUUCAAGAAUGGAAUCUGUUCAGCAUUCACAGAAAGAGUUGAACUCAAUCUGCAUUAUAAUGGUAACUUACUAAAAAUGCUGUAUGACUCAAAGAUUUUGUUACCAACUUUCAAAACCAGCAAAGCCAGUGCAGUUCUUGUAUAUGGAGAAAGUAGAUUUAAUAUAUGGUUGUCAAGUGCUUUAAACAUAAUGGAGUUCACUCCGCUACUAUUUCCUCAAAAGAAGUCACGUGAAGGAAAAGUAUGGAUUACAACAACCCAACUUGAUUUCAUAUUAUAUAGCCUUCAAAAAAAAUUAAAUGUUAAUAUACAAGUGCUCCAUGGUGCUAUAUCCUUUGCAAUUGCCUCCAAGGAAAUUCACAACUUUAAAGACUUUCUUCGGAGUAUACGUCCUUAUUGGACAGAGACAGAUGGUUUUAUCCAAGAUUUAUGGGAAGAUGCAUUCAGUUGUUCAUUUCCAAAUUCCACUCUCUCAAUAUUCAAUGAUCACAUGUGUACUGGAGAAGAAAUGCUGGAAAUCCUCCCUGCACCAUUUUUUGAAAUGAGCAUGACUGGCCACAGCUAUAGUAUCUAUAACGCUGUCUAUGCUUUGGCACAUGCCUUAAAUAGCAAGCGAUUGGCUGGAGCGAUCCACAAGAGUAGAGAUGCUAAGGAGAAACUCUCUCCUCAAUAUGUAGAACCUUGGCAGCUUCACUCAUUCCUGCAGAGAAUCUCGUUCAACAACAGUGCUGGAGAUGAAAUUAAAUUCAAUGAAUAUGGAGAGUUGGCAGCUGGCUUGGAUAUUACAAACUUGGUCACAUUCCCAAAUAGAUCUUACAUCAGAGUCAAAGUGGGAAGGUGGGACCCUCAGGCCCCUUCCGGCAAAGAGUUCACCAUUAAUGAGAACAGAAUUAAAUGGCACAGAGUCUUCACUGAGGUGCCACCUCUUUCUAUAUACAUGGAAACAUGUGUCAGUUGCCCAGCAGAUCAAUUUCCAAAGAGCAGCCAGGAUCUAUGCAUUCCUAAGAUUCCAAACUUCCUAGCCUUUGAUGAAAACUUGGCCAUUGUUUCAACAUCCUCUGCACUUUUAUUCUCUCUGAUCACAAUUCUGGUGCUUGGCAUCUUCAUUAAGCAUCGCAAUACAGCCAUAGUCAAAGCCAACAACAGAAGCCUCACCUAUGGUCUCCUUAUCUCCCUCCUCUUGUGUUUCCUCUCUUCUUUGUUGUUUAUUGGAAAACCUAGUAAGAUGACUUGCUUUUUCCGGCAAAAUGCUUUUGGCAUUGUCUUCUCUGUGGCCCUCUCCAGCAUCUUAGCCAAAACCAUAUUGGUGGUUUUGGCUUUCAUGGCUACCAAACCAGGAUCCAAUAUGAGGAAAUGGGUAGGCAAAGAACUGGCUUAUUCCAUUGUCUUUUCCUGCUCCAUUGUUCAAGUAGGGAUCUGUGUUCUCUGGCUGGCAACCUCUCCCCCAUUCCCAGAUGUGGACAUGCACUCAAUGACUGAAGAAAUCAUAUUUAUUUGUAAUGAAGGGUCAGUCUCCAUGUUCUAUUGUGUUUUGAGUUACAUGGGCUUCCUGGCCACUGUCAGCCUCUCAGUCGCCUUCCUAGCCAGGAAGUUGCCUGACACUUUCAACGAAGCCAAGUUCAUCACCUUCAGCAUGCUGGUCUUCUGCAGUGUUUGGCUCUCCUUCAUUCCAACUUACCUGAGCACCAGAGGAAAAUACAUGGUGGCUGUGGAGAUCUUCUCCAUCUUUGCUUCUGGUGCUGGGUUACUGGCUUGCAUUUUUGCCCCUAAAUGCUACAUUAUUGUGGUGAGGCCUGACCUGAACAACAGAGAGCAGCUAACACAAAGGAAGGUUUAA
This is a messenger RNA of Podarcis muralis (Common wall lizard), 2535 nucleotides long. The record is from RefSeq and is a predicted model, not a curated record. NCBI's taxonomy places the organism in Eukaryota, Metazoa, Chordata, Lepidosauria, Squamata, Lacertidae.